AUGUGGCAGCUACUGGAGCAGGCAGCCAAGAACGCGUCGGCCAAUGCCUCAGGCUACGUGAGCUCCGUACAGGAGAAAGCGCACAGUCUGGCAGCUGCGGUUCAGGACGAAGCGUCCACUUUACUACACAGCGCUAUCGGCGCAACCCGCAUUGGACCUGUGGACGAGAUUUUAUACGAAGAACUCGCGGAUUACAAGGAGUUCUCGUCCUUCUUCUCAGCUGAGGAGCACACGCAUGAGAUCACACGCACCUUGGACGAAGACGCGGAGAUCCGAGAGCUCCACGACGCGCUAGUGCCGCUGGAAUUGAGCUACGACGAGUUCUGGUGCCGCUUCUUCUUCCGUCAACAGCAGAGUGAGCAGAUGCAGCAGCAGAAGGAGAUGCCACCGGAAGAGAAGAGAGAGGACGAACAUAGACCGGAAGAUAAGCUGGUAGACAGAGAGAAAGCAGGCAGUGGGGACCAAGAGGGAGUGUGGCUAUUGAGAGCUGCUAGAGACGCGGAGCGCCGUGCAGCGACGCAAUGGAGACAGAAAGCCAGAGAUUUACACCAUCAGCUACAGGAAAUCAAGCAGAUUAACGAUGAGAAGCAGCAAAAAGCUCUCAAAGAGUGGGAACAACAGCUACAAGAUCUUUGUGACACUUACGAGAGUAAAAUGGCUACAGCUACGAUGCAGAUUGACGAAGCUAGAGCUGUCGGAUACGAUGACGGUGUUCGUGAGAGUCAGGCGAUUGUGGAGAGUGUAAAGCAAAAGGCGGAAGAAGACUUGACUCGUCUUCGGAUGGAGAUUUGCGAGGGUGGAGUGGACACGAGAGUGAAGGUCUUGAUGGAGGAGCUACAGAAGGCGCUGGAAACGGCACGUAACAGGAUUGCAGAGCUGGAGAAAGGAGAUGCAUCCAUUGGAGGCGCAGCUCUUGCAGAGCUGACGAAGGAGAAGGAUCUGUGGAGGAUGCGAGCUUUGAAGAUGAAGAAAACUCAAGGAUCUACUGAUACGCAAGCGGGCUCUGACGCUGCCAACUCGGACGACCACAGUAAGCUUCAGACGCGUAUGAAUGAGUUGCAGACUCAACUAGCCAAUGCCUUGGCUGGUGCUGAAGCGCGUGCUCGUGAAGCCUAUGAAAAGGGGAUUGAAGCAGGCAAAGCCGACGCAGAGCAACGCUCGAAACAAGAACGCGAUCAAGCAUUCCAGGAAGGCUAUAGGAAAGCUCAAACUGAAGCCAAGAGCGAGAUGGGCGUGCUGAAAGCUGAACUCGGCAUGUUCCGUGCAUUCCACGAGAGUGCAGCUCAUUGUGCCGAUCAAGUUGGUGCAGACACGGAAGGGCUACUGGAAGACUCACUUGACGACGUCUCACUGGCUGAUGGACAACCGCUGUGCUCCCCUACGUCGUCGGUCUCGGUAUUUACUGACAACGGCACGAACGAUUUUUCCAUCGCAGAAGCGCCUAAGUCUACAGACGACUGGGGUGAGUGGUAA
Phytophthora infestans T30-4 is the source of this 1473-nucleotide messenger RNA. RefSeq lists its product as uncharacterized. The record is from RefSeq and is a predicted model, not a curated record. Gene Ontology annotation, cellular component: cytoplasm. NCBI's taxonomy places the organism in Eukaryota, Oomycota, Peronosporomycetes, Peronosporales, Peronosporaceae. The transcript is spliced from 2 exons. The coding region runs from base 1 to 1473 and encodes 490 amino acids.